AUGGAGGAGACAACCACAGUGAUCAUAGUUGGGGCAGGCCCAGCUGGUCUGGCCACUUCAGCCUGUCUCAACAUGUUCUCAAUUCCAAACAUUGUCCUAGAAAGGGAAGAUUGCUGUGCCUCCCUGUGGAGGAAAAGAGCCUAUGAUCGUCUGAAAUUGCACUUGGCUAAACGAUUUUGUCAACUCCCACACAUGGGUUUCCCACCAAAUUCCCCAAAAUUUGUCCCAAGGAAUGAUUUCAUCGAGUAUUUGGACUCUUAUGUGUCCAAGUUUGAGAUAAAUCCUAGGUACAUGAGGCAAGUGGAGGAGGCAAUCCAUGAUGGGGAGAAAUGGAGGGUGAGGGUUAAGGAUUUGGGUAGGGAUGAAUCUGAGGAAGUGUAUUGUGGGAAGUAUCUUGUGGUUGCAACAGGUGAAAACAGUGAAGCGAUCAUCCCCAAAUCCCCUGGACUGGAAGGCUUCAAGGGAGAGGUCAUGCAUUCGAAUCAAUACCACAAUGGGGAGAGGUUUGAAGGGAAGGAUGUUCUGGUUGUGGGUUGUGGGAAUUCCGGGAUGGAGAUAGCCUAUGACUUGUCGAAUUGGGGUGCCAAAACCUCGAUUGUCGUUCAUAUACUUAGCAAAGGAAUUGUCUACAAAGCUAUGCGUCUCCUUCCCUACUUGCCGGUUAACAUUGUUGAUCGUCUAAUUGUCGGUAUGGCAAAGCUAAAAUUCGGGGACCUAUCGAAGUUUGGGAUCGAGCAACCCAAAUUAGGUCCGUUUACUCUGAAAGGCAAAACGGGACGGACCCCAACCAUUGAUACUGGCACUGUAGGAAGGAUCAAGGCAGGAGAAAUUAAGGUGGUGCCAGCAAUUACAGGGAUUACUGGGGAUCACGAUGUCAAGUUUGCCGAUGGGAAGACUGAGCACUUCGAUGCCAUCAUUUUUGCUACUGGGUACAGGAGUACUGUCCGACGUUGGCUUAAGGAUGGUGACAAGCUAUUCAAUGAAGAUGGGAUGCCAGCAAGAAGAUUCCCAAAGCACUGGAAAGGGAAGAAUGGGGUUUACUGUGUGGGAUUUGGGCAGAAGGGGCUGGCUGGAAUCUCCAUGGAUGCGAUUCAAGUGGCUGGUGACAUUAGGACGUUAAUAUUGCAUGAGCUAUUGCACUAAUUCUAGGGGAAUGGGGUUGUGACAUUGAGUGUGUUUGUUGUCCAAGGUUGUGAGUUGUGAUCCGGUUUCGUUAUGUAUCAAGUUUGUUUGUGUCGUUAAGUUUGGG
Molecule: messenger RNA, 1249 nt
Organism: Linum tenue
Lineage: Eukaryota; Viridiplantae; Streptophyta; Magnoliopsida; Malpighiales; Linaceae
Source: the annotation of a GenBank genome assembly